Frieseomelitta varia is the source of this 999-nucleotide messenger RNA. RefSeq lists its product as uncharacterized. The transcript has 3 exons. The record is from RefSeq and is a predicted model, not a curated record. Bases 209 to 640 code for a protein of 143 amino acids. NCBI's taxonomy places the organism in Eukaryota, Metazoa, Arthropoda, Insecta, Hymenoptera, Apidae.
CGUGCCGUCUGUUACGGAUGAAUCACGAGAUAACUCGGGUUUUCUACAUUUUGUCUAUUUAGGUGUUUAUAUCAGUAGUCAAUGUAUUAAACUCGAUUGUCUUCAUGUUUUUUUUUUUUUUUUUUUUUGCUUAUUUACCGGUUUUGAUUGCAUUUUGGUAAUUCGAAUAAUCGCUAUCUUCGUCUUCAAAUUCCUCGUGCUUUUAGAAAUGACCUCUUUCAGAAAACGGAAGGAAAUGAACGAAACUGAAAUAUUUUCGGAAGUUUUUGACGAUAAUUUAUCAGAUGUUCCUAGUGAGAAUGAAAAUGUGGAUGACUGUUUUGAUGGUUGUGAGGACGAUUCUAGUGACAGUGACAUUAUUAGACCUGUAAAGAAGCGUAAGGUAGCAGUGCUUUCAAAUGAUUCCGACACUAACGAAGACUAUGAGCCACUAGAUUUGAGCAAAUAUGGACAUUCUGGCACUUUAAUGAUAACACGACAAUGGACAAUAGAGACUCUAAGAGACUCUUCAAAAUUCAACCUGGAUUAUUUCCUCCAUAAAUUCAAGACAAUAUACAGAGCAAAGCAACAGUUGUUUUUGGACAAGGGAAUAAUUCCAUGGAGAGGACACCUAAGGUUUCGAACCCUGCAAAGAUUAUAAGUAUAUUUACUUGUUAGGCUGGUGUGCGAGAGUGACACAGGUUAUAUCUGCAAUAUGGAGAUUUACACUGGUGAAUGGAAAAAAUUGGAAGAUAUUGUUAGAAGAAACAUCAGAAUGAUAUCAACAAUUCAUGACACUUCUGUCUCAAAUACAGGAAAGAAAAAUAGAGAAACUGGAGAGGAUAUAGUAAAACAUGUGUGUAUAAAUCAAUACAAUGACCACAUGAAAGGAAUUGAUCAGUACCUUUUAUAUUAUUCUAUUCUAACGAAAACAAUGAAAUGGACAAAAAAAGUCAUCCUUUAUCUCAUAAACUGUGGACUUUUCAAUUGUUUUAGAAUCUACAAUGCCCUGAAUCUAGA